AUGACACAGGGUGUUUCACACGCCGAUCCACGCCGCCGCUAUCACAGUAACCACCGAGAGAUAUCGAAAGAUGAGAGAAGCGAGGCGGUUCGACGCUGGUUUGCAUAUGGCCCAAACCCGGAAGGAGAGCGCGGGGAGAUGGAGAUGAGGCGUAUGAGGGGCGUGAGGUGUGAAAGGUCAAGGAGGGCAGUCCGGGGAACAGGUAGAGAAACGAGCGGCGAGUCCGUACAAAGCGAGCCGAGAUGGAAGAAUCCGGUAAGGAAGGACUAUCGUCGCCCAACGGCGAACAGUGCGGUUGUCCUGCAGCAAUCCAGCCGUCGCGUUGCAGACUGGAAGAUCCGAGACAAACCCAACGGGUCGCAGUCGAGAAUGCGCGCGGGUUCUCAGCGCUGGACGUUGAACGCCACAGAUGACGGCACGUGA
This is a messenger RNA of Penicillium cinerascens, 423 nucleotides long. RefSeq lists its product as uncharacterized. Bases 1 to 423 code for a protein of 140 amino acids. The record is from RefSeq and is a predicted model, not a curated record. NCBI's taxonomy places the organism in Eukaryota, Fungi, Ascomycota, Eurotiomycetes, Eurotiales, Aspergillaceae. The transcript has a single exon.